ACAAGUAGCUCCAGGAAAAGAACACACCGGACAGAUUCUUCGGAGAUAAAUCCAAGUCGCAGCCUUCGUUUAAUUUCCAAUCGCAUUUGACUGUCUCUCCCUCUUUCCUCGAAAAUCAAUCGCGUGAACUUGUUGUAAAUUCCCCUCUAUUUAGGCUCUUUUCUUUCUAUACCUCUGUUCUAAAAAAUCUGUAUAUACAUCCCUGUUCAUUUUCUUCCUCAUGCUUCUCAAAUCGGCGCUGGAUCUUUAAAUUGUUCAAAUUUGUUGCUGUACAGACACAUAUCAAAUUGUCUGUCUGCUUCUUUUCUGGCAGUGGGUUUUACAAAACUGUCCAUAGGCGUAGAAAAGAAGAAGUCUUUGUCGCUGAAAAUCAUUGCAGCUUGAAGAAAUUGCUUGUGUGUUUCCGGGGAGAAAUUAAAUAGUUUGCUGAUUCAUAUAUUUGACUUUAUAUUUUUUUAAAGAAUUAUAUUUAUUGUUAGUUUGGGAUCACAAACCAGUCAUAUUAGGCGAAGCGAAGAAGAAACAUGACGGUGUCUACUAUAGCUUUAUGUGCUAGCCCACCGAGCAGUGUGUGCUCCACUGCGCACCCUUGCCAUAUCAACACCUAUGCAUCAUACGAUUUCGACUUGGGUUCGCGAUCGUCCUCAUCGUCGUCUUCCACGACGGCGUCCACAUCUCAGAAACCGGGAAUGAGUGGCCUCUCGUGCUUAUUCUCCUCGCCGACGGUGAAGCCCGUUCCUUUGUCGAGCUUUUCCGGUGGCGGAGAGGAAUUGGGUUCUUUGUCUGAAUUGAAGGAGCUGAGCAGCUCCUUUUCCUAUUCGCCGAGCAAAUUUGUUGGAUCUUCUUGGAAAAGAGAUCAGAGCCCCGUUUCGGUAUUCCAAGGACCCGUUUCAUGUAGUAGCAGUAGCGUUUCUGGUUCCGCAAGGAGUUCCCCAAUGAGGAUCGGAGGCGAUAGCUCGAUUCGAUGUCGGGACAGUGGAUUGUUAGAUGGCUUUGUGAGAAAUUCAUUGGGUUCAUGCUUGGAUUACAAUUCGCGAAGUUUCGAGUUUCGUGGUGGUGUCUUAGAUUUGGGUUCUUCAUCUUCCAUAGCGGAUGAACUGACCUUUAAUUUGGAGGAUUCUUUUGUCGGGGUAACUUUCGAGCCGUACGCUAGAGAAUUGCUUGUGGGUGCCCAGUUGAAACACAAGAUCUUUUGUGAAGAAUUCGUCAUUAAGGCUUUCUGCGAAGCCGAGAGAGCGCAUAGAGGGCAGAUGCGAGCUUCUGGUGAUCCAUAUUUGCAGCAUUGUGUUGAAACAGCUGUUCUGCUUGCUCUGAUUGGUGCCAAUUCCACAGUUUUGGCUGCAGGGCUUUUGCACGAUUCACUUGAUGACUCGUUUUUGACUUACGAUUACAUCUUUGGGGUUUUUGGCGCUGGGGUUGCUGAUUUAGUUGAAGGGGUUUCUAAGCUAAGUCACUUGAGCAAGCUUGCACGAGAGAACAAUACAGCCAGCAAGUCAGUUGAGGCGGAUCGGCUGCAUACCAUGUUCCUUGCCAUGGUUGAUGCAAGAGCUGUUCUCAUCAAAUUGGCAGAUCGCUUGCACAAUAUGAUGACACUAGAUGCUCUGCCAGUGGCCAAGCGGCAAAGGUUUGCGAAGGAGACCUUGGAGAUUUUUGCACCUUUGGCCAAUCGAUUGGGAAUAUCUAGUUGGAAGGAGCAAUUGGAGAACUUGUGUUUCAAGCAUCUCAAUCCAGAACAGCAUCAGGAAAUUUCUUCAAAGCUUGUGGAAUCAUUCGAUGAUGCAAUGAUCACUUCUGCUAUAGAGAAAUUAGAGCAAGCACUUAAAGAUGAGGGAAUUUCUUACCAUGUCCUUUCUGGGCGGCACAAGAGCCUGUAUAGCAUUUAUUGCAAAAUGCUGAAGAAAAAGCUAACCAUGAAUGACAUUCAUGAUAUUUAUGGGCUGCGCCUGAUUGUUGACAAGGAGGAGGACUGUUAUAAAGCCUUGACAGUUGUUCACUGGUUAUGGUCUGAGGUACCUGGAAAGUUCAAAGACUACAUUCAACAUCCUAAGUUCAAUGGGUAUAAAUCUCUGCAUGCUGUUGUGAUGGGUGAAGGCAAGCUUCCCCUUGAAGUACAAAUCCGGACAAAAGAGAUGCAUCUGCAAGCAGAAUUUGGAUUUGCUGCUCAUUGGAGAUACAAGGAAGGUGAUUGCCAGCAUUCUUCAUUUGUGCUUCAGAUGGUUGAGUGGGCUCGAUGGGUUGUCACCUGGCAUUGUGAGACAAUGAAUAAAGAUUGUUCGGCUGUGGGAUGUGCCGAUUCAAUCAAGCCGCCAUGCAAGUUCCCUUCCCAUGCUGAUGAUUGCCCACAUUCUUACAAGCCCCAUUGUGGUCAGGAUGGCCCUGUGUUCAUCAUCUUGAUCGAGAAUGAUAAGAUGUCAGUCCAAGAGUUUCCUGCAAACUCGACGGUGAUGGACUUGCUGGAAAGAGCUGGGCGAGGAAGCUCUAAAUGGACCCCAUACAGAUUUCCAUUGAAAGAAGAACUAAGGCCAAGACUGAACUAUGACCCUGUGAGUGAUCCCAAGUGUAAGUUGAAUAUGGGAGAUGUGGUGGAGCUUACACCUGCCAUACCUGACAAGUCUCUGACAGAAUAUAGGGAAGAAAUCCAGCGUAUGUAUAAUAGACAGUUAACUGUACCUGCACCUGCUUCAACUGGCAUGGUUGGCUCAAGAAGCUGACCGUUGUUUGGUUUUAACAUGACAAAGAUACUAUAGUUAGCGACACUUAAUUGCACAAAUGCAUAUUUGUACAGAACACCUCUAUUUUUCCGCCAUCAACUCGCUAACUUCGAUUCAAUGAUAAUGCUCCGGAUGAUUGAGGGCA
Messenger RNA from Prosopis cineraria, 2856 nucleotides. Its product is annotated as probable GTP diphosphokinase RSH3, chloroplastic. The transcript is spliced from 6 exons. Bases 525 to 2711 code for a protein of 728 amino acids. Lineage: Eukaryota; Viridiplantae; Streptophyta; Magnoliopsida; Fabales; Fabaceae. Gene Ontology annotation, biological process: guanosine tetraphosphate metabolic process. The record is from RefSeq and is a predicted model, not a curated record. Gene Ontology annotation, cellular component: chloroplast.